Molecule: messenger RNA, 519 nt
Organism: Peronospora matthiolae
Lineage: Eukaryota; Oomycota; Peronosporomycetes; Peronosporales; Peronosporaceae
Source: the annotation of a GenBank genome assembly
AUGCUGUCCGGAAUGGAUGCAAGGAUGCAAAAGAUGAAAUUCUCGCAAGCGAGAAUUGACGAGGACGAGAGAAUGCGCGGCGCCGACGAAAGCGGGCUGUUCGCUUCCCUACGUAGUGCUGACUUUGCCGGCAGGCUUCAUCGCGGAGCUUUGGAACGUUUGGAACCUCGAGAACGGCAUGUAUCAGCACAAGCUCGACAUGUGGGUAGUCGGCUUGGCUAUCUGAGGAUGGGGGCGCUACACCCUGCGCAGCAACGCACCAAGCCACUUCCGCAGGCGCCGCCUCAGUUGCCACCAUACCAGCCGCAGCUGACGCCUCAGGCACCACCAGGGCCACCGCAGCAAGCCCCCGCGCUCACGCAGUACCGAGUACCUGAUGCAAGGCAACGCAAGCUUGCUAUCCGCAAGUUAGAUGGCACCGAGGUGUACGCCGGGCUGGGGUCAGCCUUUUGGGACUGGGCAGACCUUUUGGCGCCAAGUGGACAUGGCUCAAGAGUCGUACGGUUUCCUGUGGAGUGA